GCGUUGGGAGGCUUCCGUGUCAGAGAGACGACCGACGCCACACAGGCAGGAUGCGGACCGCUGUGGUACUUGCGGUUCUGCUGGGGGUGUGCGCGGCUGCUAAACUAGACGGUCUGCAGCACCACAACCACAACAACGACCAUGACCACCACCACGACGACCACCAUAACCAUGAAGAUGUCGACCACGCCCACACUCACACUGAAGGCACCAACAAUCCCCCUGAGAACGCCCACCGCACUGAUGGUGUCGCGCACGCUGAGAGAGACACCCUGAAAGAAAGGUUCAACAUACAGGCUGGCUCCAUCCACCACCAGGAGUUCUCGGCGGGCAAGCCAGGGGGAGAGUCUGCCGUCCAGGGAAGCUAUUCAUGGAAAGCACCUAACGGGGAGACCUUCACUGUGAAGUACGUGGCUGACAAACUAGGCUUCAGGCCAACCAUCCACCGCAGCGGGUCGUCUUCCUCCACUUCUAAGACGCUCCCGAUCUCAGAAGACUCACGCUCUCCAGCGAGGACCUUCAAUCAUCUUCAGGGCAGCGCUAAGAAGUCCCCCAGUGAAGGUGACGGCAGCGGCUGUGCUGAGGGCGACGGAACCUCUACUGCGUGUAGAACUGAAACUCCACAGCAGAAAGUUGGUACAAUCCGCCCACAGCACACCUCCAGCUCGUCUGGUUCACUAGGUUCACGGUUGCCGCCUGGUCCAUUCACCUCACAGCACUCUUCCGGAUCACUGACCUCAUCUCAGUCCUCUGGUUCCGCCGGUUCACGUAAUACCCAUGGCUCGGCUGGUUCACAACUUACUAACUCGACUGGUUCACAAGGGUUCUCUGGGUCAUCUGGUUUACAGCAAUCCUCUGGUUCUGUUAGAUCCCAACAGUCUAAUUCUGGUUCACUGGGAUUACAUAGAUUUUCAAUUUCGUCUAGGAAACAAGAGUCCUCUGGUUCUCUUGGUUCACAACACUUCUCUGGUUCAUCAGGGAGCACACAACAGUCUUCUGGUUCUUCAGGUUCACACUCCUCUGGUUCAUUAGGUGUACAACAGUCCUCUGGUUCGUCUGGCUCAUCACAAUUUUCUGGUUCAUCAGGAGGCGGACAACAGUCUUUUGGUUCAUCUGGUUCAUCGCAUUUCUCUAGUUCACUGAAUACACAGGGUGGUUCACUUGGUUCAUCGCACUUUUCUGGAUCAUCAGGACGCACACAUCAGUCCUCUGGUUCAUCUGGUUCACAGCGAGUCUCUGGUUUGUCAGGGAGCACACAACAAUUCUCUGGUUCAUCUGGUUCACAACACGUUUCUGGUUCAUUGAAUACACAACACUCGUCUGGUUCGUCUCGUUCACAAGACGUCUCUGGUUCGUCAUUUGGUUCACAUCGAUUCUCUGGUUCAUCAGGGAGGACACAACAGUCCCGUGGUUCUUCUGGUUCAUUAGGUGUACAACAAUCUUCUGGUUCAUUAGGUUCAACACACUUCUCUGGUUCAUCAAGCACGCAGCAAUCCUCUGGUUCAUCUGGUUCACACUUUUCUGGUUCAUUGGGUACAGAACAGUCCCCUGGGUCAUCUGGUUCACAGUCCUCUGGUUCACUAAGCGUACAUGAGUCCUCUAGUUUAUCUGGUUCAUCACAGUUCUCUGGUUCACCAGGCACACAGCAGUCCUCAAGUUCAUCUGGUUCAUCACACUUAUCUGGUUCAUCAGGUACAGAGCAGUCCUUUGGGUCAUCAGGUUCACAUCGAUUCUCUGGUUCAUCAGGCGCACGACAGUCCUCUGGUUCGUCUGGUUCAUCCCAUUCCUCUGGUUUAUCAGGCACACAACAGUCAUCUGGUUCGUCUGGUUCAUCACACUUCUCUGAUUCAUUAAACACACAACAGUCCUCUGGUUCGUCUGGUUCAUCACAUUUCUCUGGUUCAUCGGCUACAGAACAGUCCUCUGGUUCGUCUGGUUCAUCACACUUCUCUAGUUUACCAGGCACACAACAGUCCUCAAGUUCAUCUGGUUCAUCACACUUAUCUGGUUCAUCAGGUACAGAGCAGUCCUUUGGGUCAUCAGGUUCACAUCGAUUCUCUGGUUCAUCAGGUACACGACAGUCCUCUGGUUCGUCUGGUUCAUCCCAUUCCUCUGAUUCAUUAGACACACAACAGUCAUCUAGUUCGUCUGGUUCAUCACACUUCUCUGGUUCAUUAGACACACAACAAUCCUCUGGUUCGUCUGGUUCAUCACAUUUCUCUGGUUCAUCAGCUACAGAACAGUCCUCUGGUUCGUCUGGUUCAUCACACUUCUCUGGUUCAUUAGACACACAACAGUCCUCUGGUUCGUCUGGUUCAUCACAUUCCUCUGGUUCAUCGGCUACAGAACAGUCCUCUGGUUCGUCUGGUUCAUCACACUUCUCUGGUUCAUUAAACACACAACAUUCCUCUGGUUCGUCUGGUUCAUCUCAUUCCUCUGGUUCAUCGGCUACAGAACAGUCCUCUGGUUCAUCUGGUACACAUAGAUUCUCUGGUUCAUCAGGCACACAACAGUCCUCUGGUUCGUCUGGUUUACAGCACAUCUCUGGUUCAUUAGGUGUACAACAGGCCUCUGGUUCAUCAGGCACACAACACUCUGAUUCGUCUGGUACGCAAAACCUCUCUGGUUCAUUAGGUGUACAACAGUCCUCUGGUUUGUCGGGUUCGCAACAUAUCUCUGGUUCAACAGACACACAACAAUCUUCUGAUUCAUCUGGUUCACACCUCUCUGGUUCAUUCAACGAACAAGUAUCCUUUGGUUCAUCUGGUUCAUCACAUUUCUCUGGCUCAUCGGGUACAGAACAGUCUUCUGGUUCGUCUGGCUCAUCACACUUCUCUGGUUCAUCAGGCACACAACAUUCUUCUAGUUCAUUUGGUUCAUCUCACUCCUUUGGUUCAUCAGGGAGCACACAACAGUCCUCUGGUUCAUCUGAUGCAUCACAUUUCUCUGGUUCAUCAGAUAUAGAACAAUCCUCUGGAUCAUCUGGUUCACAGCAAUUCUCUGGUUCGUCAGGGAGCACACAACAGUCCUCUGAUUCAUCUGGUUCAGUAGGUGUACAACAUUCCUUUGGUUCAUCUGGUUUAUCAGACACACAGCAGUCCUCUGAUUCGUCUGCCUCAUUUGGUUCCCAGCAUUCUUCUGGUUCUCUUGAGUCACAGUCUUCUAGUUCUGGUUCUCAACAAUCUUUUGAUUCAUCUGUCUCGCAGCAUUCCUUUGGUUCAGCUGGUUCUGAACAGUCUGUAGAUACAUCAGGUUUACAGCACUCCUUUGGGUCAUCUGGUUCAGAACAUCGUUUUGGUUCCUCGGUCUCUCAGGAGUCUUCUGGUUCAUCUGGGUCACAGCAGUCCUCUGGUUCGUCCGGUUUACACCAGUCUUUCAGUUCAUCUGAUUCCCGUCAGCCUUCUGGUUCCUUUGAGUCACAGCAGUCCUUUGGUUCAUCCGGCUCCCAACAUUCUUUGAGUUCACUUGGUUCACAACAGGCUACUGGUUCAUCUGAUUCACAACAGGCUACUGAUGUAUCUGAUUCCCGGCAGUCUGUUGGUUUAUCUGGUUCAGAACAAGAGUUAGGUUCAUCUAGUUCACAACAGGAGUUUGGUUCAUCUGGAUCACAGCAAUCUGCAGUUUCAUCUGAUACAGAACAAUCCAGUGUUUCAUCUGGUUCACAACUAUCUUUUGGCUUGUCUAGUUCACAUCAAUCUUCUGUUUCAUUUGGUUCACAACAACAACAGUCUACUGACUCAUUCGGAUCACAAGAGUCUUCUGGUUCCUCUGUUUCUCAGGAUUCCUCUGAUUCACAGAGUAUACCUUUCCAAUCUGAUGUGCAUAGUUCAGCUGGUUCAGUUAGCAUACCUGGUACUCAUCAUCCUGUUGGUACACUUAGUACAGAUCAUUCUGCAGGCACACUUGACUCACAAAACUUGGAGGAAUCAACAGACUCUCAAAGUACUGUGUCAUCAUUUGGCUCCACUCAGUCCCUGUCCACCUCCUCGACUGUAUCAGGCUCAGAGGCAACCAGUGGACAGCACGGUGACCUCUCAGUGGUCCUGGCUGGAGAUGGAGCACAAAUAGGACAGACUGAGAAUGAAAAGACAGGGUCUGGAUCGUCCUUAACUGGUUUCGAGUCGGGAACAUCAGUCUCAUCUCAUUCUCAGUCAUCUGUUGGACUUACGGCAGGGACUGGAACAUCUGUAGUCCCCGAAACUCCUGUAGGAACUGCUACCGUUACCUCUGGGACGUCGGUAGGAACAUCUGGUGAAUCUAGUGUUGAUUCUGUGUCAGGUUCCCAGACUUCCCUUGGUGUGGCGACGCAAACUUUUAAUUCUGAGCGUCCCAUUGACUCCCCCUCAGAUUCAAUAGAUUCUCAUUCACGAUUCUCUUCAGCAUCCUCUACUGAUUCUAAGUCUGAUGUCACAGUUUCUUCAUCCACUGUGCAGGGUUCAGCAGCAGAAAGCCAUGGUGCCUCUGGUUCUAUUUCUGGUUCUUUAUCAGUUGCUUCAGAUAGUGAUGAUAGACUGACUUCUUUUGGCGGCGGUUCUGUGACUUCCCUUACUUCAUCUGACAAGCAAGCGGUGGCACAGACUGACUCAUCUGCUUCGCAGCAGUCUUCAGAUUCAUUCAGCUCUCAACGUCCAUCUGGUUUACCUGGCUUACAAACUCUCUCCGGUUCACCUAAUCCACAGGGCCCUUCAGGCUCUUUUCUAACCCAUCAGUUUAGCUCCCUCGGUUCUAGGGAUCCCUAUGGUUUCUUUGGUUCACAAGUGCCGUUCGGCUUUUAUGGAUUACAAUUUCCUUACGGUUCAGUUGAAGCACUCAGAACGCGUGAUCCACAAGGCAUUUACCACAUGCUUUACCCCAUAGACUUCUAUCACGUGCACCUUCCUUAUUACACGCACUCGAGGGCCCCACACGCCUCCCUUCGCCCUGCCAACUCUCCUGGCUUCCAGCCUUCAUCCAAUACAUCUCCUUCACUGCAUCCGUCUCCAUUCAACUCACCUGCUGGCUCACCUGUUGGCUCUAAAUCAUCGGGUUCACCUAACGCAGCUGGUUCAGUUGAUUCACUACCGGUGGUUGGUGUUCCUGGUUCAUCUCUAUCGUCUACUUCUCUCGGUUCGUCCAGUACACAUAGUUCUGUAACUUCAUCAGGUACAUUCGGUUCAUCUGUAACGUCUGAUUCUCUUGUUUCUGGUUCAUUUGACUCAACAGGUGCGUCUGGUUCGAGUUUUGUUGAAGGUGCAUCUGGUUCACAAGGCUCUGUUGAUUCAUCUGCUACAUCUGAUUCACGAGGUACUUUCGGUUCAUUUGACUUAUCUACUGUGUCUGAUUCGAGUUUUGUUGAAGGUGCAUCUGGUUCACAAAGCUCUGCUGGUUCAUCCGCUACAUCAUCUCAUUCACAAGGUACUUUCGGUUCAACUGGGGGACCUAACUCACCUAGUACUUCAGACUUACCUGUUCCCAGUGCACCUGGUUCAAGUGGUUCGCCUAGUUCAGAUAUUACUCCUGACCCCAAUGCAGUCUUUGGUUCUCCUGACACCAGUGGUACAUUUUCACCUGUUUUAAUAGAAACACGUGGUUCACAAAGUCUUUCUGGUUCAGUUGAUGUUUCUGACUCAUCCGAUAGUGCGUCAGGUAUUCAUGGUUCAUCUGGUUCACCUCCAGUAUCAAGUACAUUAGGCAUACCCGGUUCGCCUAACUCUUCACCUGAUUUUCCUGCUAUAUUAGGUUCACCUGUAACUCCUGACAUACCUGGUUCACCUACAUUAACUGGUUCAUCUGUCUCCUUAACUGAUACACCUGUCGGACAACACUCUCAUGGUUUGUUUGGUUCACAGCACACUGAAAAUGAAGGGUUAGAGGCUCGCCAGGAGUCACUACCUGGUUCUGUUCAAUCCACAUCCACUUCUUCAUCGUCUCUGUUCUUGAAAGUAGGCAGUGGACAGGACGAGAACCCGUCAGUGGUUCUGGCGCGUGGCGGAGCACAAGGGCAGGUUCGCUCACAAAGUUUCCUAAGUAAAUCUGGUUCAUCUGGCUCCAUUUCUUCGUCAGAUACAUCUAAUCUUCCUAGCGGUUCACUUAGUAAGCCCGGUUCACAAGACUUAACCAGUGCCACGGAUGCAGUAGCAGGUGUGUCUGGUUCUAGUGAUUCUGGUUCAUCUGUGGUGCUUGGCUCACAGCAUCACACAGAUUCUGUUGGGACACGUGGUUCAUCUGAUGUGUCUGAUGCAUCUACUGCUGGUUCACCGGAAUUACAUUCCUUAAGUUCAUCUGGUACUGGUACUACAUCAUCUCACACGGUUCACUCAUCUGGUUCAUCUAGCUUGCAAGAUACGACUGGUUCUGCUGUUCUACUACAACACACUGGCUCUUCUGGUUCACUUAGUACUCUCGGUUCACUUGAUGCAGCUGGUUCACCUGAUGGUUCUAGCUCACUCAGUUCAUCUCACACACUUAAAACACUCAAUACUUCUGGUUCUGAUGCGCCCAAUACAAUUGGUUCACCAGGUUCACUUGUCACAUCAGAUUCAUCCAUUCCUCACGGUUCACAAGUUUUAUCUGACACAUCUGGUUCACUCAGUAAUGCAGACUCACUAAAUAUUCCUGGUUCACUUGAUUCUUCUGUUUCUCAAGGUACUUCUAGCUCAUUUGGGCAUGGUUCAGGCAGUUUUUCUGGUUCACUCAGUGGUAUUUCUGGUUCACUUGACUCUUCUGUUUCUCAAGAUACUUCAAGUUCAUUUGGUCAUGGUUCAGGCAGUACUUCUGGUUCAUUCAGUGGUAUUUCUGGUUCACUUGACUCUUCUGUUUCUCAAGAUACUUCAAGUUCAUUUGGUCAUGGUUCAGGCAGUACUUCUGGUUCAUUCAGUGGUAUUUCUGGUUCACUUGACUCUUCUGUUUCUCAAGGUACUUCUGGCUCAUUUGGGCAUGGUUCAGGCAGUUCUUUUGGUUCAUUCAGUGGUGUUUCUGGUUCACUUGACUCUUCUGUUUCUCAAGAUACUUCAAGUUCAUUUGGUCAUGGUUCAGGCAGUACUUCUGGUUCAUUCAGUGGUAUUUCUAGUUCACUUGACUCCUCUGUUUCUCACGGUACCUCUAGUUCAAUUGGUUCAAGCGGUGCUUCUGGUUCCCCUGGUGCAGCUGAAGUGGGAGGGAACGUAGCAGUGGUUCUGGCACACGGAGACACACGUCAGGAACGGGUUCAAGGACAGAACCAACAAACAGCCUUUCAAGUACGAUCUGACACAACCUCUAGUUCAUCAACAAGACUCACACCAGACACUCAGAUAACUUCCGAAGACGCGACUGUUGAACUCCAGCCCUCCGCUAUGCUUUCUCCAGUUGGCCCGCCCAUCACACUUCAUUCAACUGGCUCACCAAACUCACUCCAGUCCACCGGUUCACAGCUCUCGUCCUCCAGUUCUCAUGGUUCUGAACAGACUGGUGUUCUACUGGGUUCACAGCAUCUCACUCCUUCUCCUGCCGCUGGUUCAGCUGAGAUACAAGGUUCACACAUCUUGCGUCCUGCUGGUUCAUCGGAGGUACCUGAUUCACCUGGUGUAGUUUCAUCUGGUACUUCAUCUGACUGUUCUGGUUCGUUUGGUAUUUCUGGUUCUGUUGAUGUUCAUAGUACACUUGGUUUGAGUGGUUCUGCUAGUGUAGCUGGUUCAACGGAUUCAUCUGAUAGUAUUGGUUCAUCUGUUUCACAUGGUAUAAGUGGUUCACCUGGCUUCGUUUCGCCUGGUACUAAUGAUAAAUCUACUUCACCUGAUGUUUCUGGUUCGCCUGAUUUAACUGAUCCACUUGGUUCGCCAGUUGUAAUAGAUAAGCCCGGCACACGAGUCUUAUCAAUUACAUCUGGUUCUUCUAGUUUAUCUGGUUCAUCUGGUUCAUCUGGUUCAUCCAUCCCACGACACCCAGAAGGACCACCAGGGUUAGGAGGCCGACAGGAUUCAUUACAUGGUCUCACUCAGGUCCCGUCCACCUUCUUGUCUGUGCCGGGCUUUGAGGUGACGACUGGCCAGAAUGAGGGCUUGUCAGUGGUCCUGGCGAGGGGUGGAGCACAGCAAGGGCAGUCUCGUGGUCAGCAAGUGUCGCAAAGUUUUGGUGAGAGGAGACAUUCUGGUGUAAAUUCUGGGUCAUCUACUUCUGGUUUCAGUGUAGUGCAAAAACUUCAGGGUUCACCAGUGCGUAAGUCACAUACGCAAUCAUCGCACUCACAAAAUUCUUUCGGGUCUCAGUUUUCUGUAAGCUCCAAUGCAGGCUCCACCUCCGGGUCUAGAGUGGCUUCCCUAGACAGAGCUGGCCAGGAAUCACAAGGGUCAGGCUUUGUGUCCGGCAGCGCGGCACAAGGCGCUGGUGUGAACUCCGUCAGUGGUGUGGUGUCGUCAUCCGGUGCGGCUUUCAGACACAUUCAGUCACACACUUCUGGAAGACAAAACGUGCAAAAAUUUAAUGGUGCCUCAGUGUCUCACCAUUCCUCUAGUUCCUCUGUCCCUGGUUCACUUACAUCAGGACCCAGCGUGUUACUCGGUAUGCUCAAACCUACUAAUGAAGGUGGCUUUAGCACUUCCACUCAGCAUUUCAGGAAAUCGUCUUCACUUCCCUCUGAAACAAGCUCGAGGUCUUCCGCUGCAGACAGGAGUGUUGCUGCUAUUCUCGGGGGACAAAGAGGUUCGGGAGUCACUCGUAAUUUUGGACAUAAUGGUUCUUCAUUUGCCACUCACCGCUUCAAUUUCAAAUCGUCCCACGGAAGCAGCAGCAGCACUAACAGUCACAGCGGUGGAUCUCAGCAGUUUCACAGAGGCACAGUGACGUCUCAAGGGAAAGGAGGCGUACAUGUAGAUUCUCGUCCGCCCUCUAUCGUCCGCGUCUCUCCCAUCACGUCAUUAGGGAGCCUCUCUCGCCCCAUCACGUCACUAGGGAGCCUCUCUCGUCACUCAUCGUCCGGUGUUGAUAGUCAGGCGAGAAAAAUCCAGCAGAGUCUUACUUCCGCACCAGCAGAGGCACCAGCGUUUAUACCAGUACAAGCUGCAAAACUUGAAGCCUCAUUUUCUGAUAGGCGGCCAAGUUCUAGCCUCAAGCUUUCAUCACAGCAAAGUCAAGCCAAUGCCGAUGGGGGUCUCUUGACGGUCAGAAAUCCUGGGAGCUUCGUCCUGCAGGGGCAGCCAUUAACCACGCACAGAUUUGGUACCAGCAAGAGUGGAUUCUCUCAGUCUUCUUCUGUCAACUUGAGGAAACACAGUUUGAGAAGAAGCGGCAGCCACAAGGGUGGGAACGUCGCUGUAGUGCUGGCUCGUCCUCUCACUCACCAGUGACCGAACACCCCGCACAAGGUCGCGGGGGAAGUGUUUGGCUGAAGGGAUGAGAGUACAAACUAGUUGCUGGCACUGAUUCUGAGGCAAUGCUGCAUUAUAAUGUGUUCUGUUUGGAUUGCUGUACUAACCUGCCGGGGAAACCCACCACACGUUAAUUUGUAAUACGUACACGCGCUGUUGACUUUGUUGUAAAUAAACCUUUAAAGAAA
Scylla paramamosain (green mud crab) is the source of this 9511-nucleotide messenger RNA. Its product is annotated as hornerin-like. The record is from RefSeq and is a predicted model, not a curated record. Lineage: Eukaryota; Metazoa; Arthropoda; Malacostraca; Decapoda; Portunidae. The coding region runs from base 51 to 9302 and encodes 3083 amino acids. The transcript has 3 exons.